GUUUGUAAAAGCGGCGCAUUCACUGUGCGCUACAGAGCGGCUCGUGUUUUUGGAGAAAGACGGCUUUUCUUACAGUAAGGAGCAAGAUGGAAGAAUUAACAGGAGCUCAGGUUAUCGCUGAGGCGCUGAAGUCUCAGAAUGUGGAGUACAUGUUUGGCAUUGUCGGUGUGCCCAUCAUUGAGGUGGCCAUGGCUGCUCAAGCUGCUGGUAUCAAGUAUGUGGGCAUGCGCAAUGAACAAGCAGCCUGUUAUGCUGCUUCUGCCAUUGGAUAUUUGACAGGGCGUCCAGCAGUGUGUCUGGUUGUGUCUGGACCUGGACUGAUCCAUGCACUUGGUGGAAUGGCCAAUGCCAAUGAGAAUUGCUGGCCUGUGAUAGUAAUCGGAGGCUCCUCUGAUCAGAAUCAGGAGACCACUGGAGCAUUUCAGGAGUUCCCUCAGGUAGAAGCCUGUCGCCUUUACAGCAAGUUUUCUGCUCGUCCGAGCAGUCUGGCCAUGAUCCCAGCUGUAGUUGAGAAGGCCAUAAGGAGCAGUAUUUAUGGUCGUCCAGGAGCAUGCUACAUAGACAUCUCUGGAGACAUGGUGAAUGCCAGAGUGGACCGGGACAGUGUCAGGUUUGUAUGCUGCUGCCCCCCUCCUCCAGUAAGCUUGGCUAGCAGCACAGAGAUCUAUGUGGCUGUUCGAGUACUUAAACAGGCCCAGAAACCACUAAUCAUCAUUGGGAAAGGUGCAGCGUAUGGCCGAGCAGAGAAGGAGAUUAAAGAGCUGGUUGAACUGAGUGGACUGCCCUUUCUACCGACUCCGAUGGGGAAAGGAGUCCUUCCUGAUGACCAUCCUAACUGUGUAUCUGCUGCCAGAUCAAAAGCUCUGCUGCAGGCAGAUGUGGUGGUGCUGCUGGGGGCCAGACUCAACUGGAUCCUGCACUUUGGCUUCCCUCCCAGAUUCAGCCCUCAUGUGAAAGUUAUUCAGGUGGAUUUGUGUGCGGAGGAGUUGAGUAAUAACGUCAGAGCAGCAGCCGCACUGCUGGGUGAUGUGAGGGCUGUGGUGGGCCAGCUGGUUGAAAGUUUGAGGUCAGACAGGUGGAGAUACCCAUCAGACACUGAGUGGUGGGUGACGCUGAGAGAAAAGAUGGCUUCUAAUGCUCAGAUAUCAAAGGCUCUUGCACUUAGUACUGCUCUGCCAAUGAACUACUACACUGCAUUCCACCACAUUGCUGAGCUUUUGCCCAAAGACUGCAUCAUUGUGAGCGAAGGAGCCAACACGAUGGACAUAGGACGCACCAUGCUGCUCAACCGCUACCCCCGCCACAGAUUGGAUGCUGGAACAUUUGGCACUAUGGGAGUGGGACCAGGUUUUGCUGUUGCAGCUGCAGUACUGGAGAAAGCUCAGCAGACAGGCAAAAGAGUGGUGUGUGUGGAGGGAGACAGCGCUUUUGGCUUCUCUGGCAUGGAGGUUGAAACCAUGUGCAGAUAUAAACUACCAGUCAUCAUCAUCGUCAUCAACAAUAAUGGAAUCUAUAGUGGAGUGGAUGCAGCUACAUGGAAGGAGAUGGAGAAGAUGGGAGACAUGACCACUAUAGCCCCUCCAGUUACUCUUCUCCCAGAGGCACGGUAUGAGCAGGUGAUGUCUGCGUUCGGAGGCCGUGGGUAUUUGGUACGGACAGCGGAGGAACUUCGCAGUGCUCUACAGCAAAGCUUGAGAGACACAGACAACCCAAGCCUGCUCAAUGUGCUGAUAGACCCGGCCUCUGAUCGUAAGCAACAGGAGUUCCCUUGGCUGACUCGUUCCAAUCUGUAACUGAGUUAGGAGAGGCAUUAAGCCAGAACACUUUGCCAUCCAUCACUCUCCGUCUCUGCCCUUCCAGCAAGUGAUCAGCUUUUUCAAUACUAACGACUGGUCAGUGCUUCAGCAGUGCCUUACCAGUUUCAGUUCGUUCUGUUUUAAUUUUCAAUCUACUUACUUGAUGAUGGCAACUUGUAAUUUAGUGUAUUAAUUUCAUUAAAUGGUGCCACAUCGUGCACACGCACUAUGGUUCAAAUGUUUGAAAUCUUUUUUUUUAUAUAAUAAAAAAUCAAAACAUUUGUUGCAUUUGCAUCAAUUCUACUGCUGCAUAUAUUAAAUGUUUCUAAGCUGGAUUUCUGUAAAUGAUGUGCCUUAGAUGAUGAACAGAACUAUAGGUAAGACAUAAACAUGAUGUUUGUAUUUAAUUACUUGUUUUGUUUAAACAUUUAAAAAGUAUUGUAAAUAAUUACUUGUUGUAUAUAAUUUCAUGUAAUUAACUACUAAAUAAAACUAAAAUACA
This is a messenger RNA of Astyanax mexicanus (Mexican tetra), 2298 nucleotides long. It is a transcript of the gene hacl1, whose product is annotated as 2-hydroxyacyl-CoA lyase 1. Gene Ontology annotation, molecular function: catalytic activity; thiamine pyrophosphate binding; magnesium ion binding. The transcript has 17 exons. Gene Ontology annotation, biological process: fatty acid alpha-oxidation. Gene Ontology annotation, cellular component: peroxisome. NCBI's taxonomy places the organism in Eukaryota, Metazoa, Chordata, Actinopteri, Characiformes, Acestrorhamphidae. The coding region runs from base 87 to 1793 and encodes 568 amino acids. The record is from RefSeq and is a predicted model, not a curated record.